Oldenlandia corymbosa var. corymbosa is the source of this 4309-nucleotide messenger RNA. Lineage: Eukaryota; Viridiplantae; Streptophyta; Magnoliopsida; Gentianales; Rubiaceae. The record is from the annotation of a GenBank genome assembly.
GGGAUAAAGCUUUUCUCAUAUCUGAAAUUGAAAAAGCACAAACAAAUUAGUGGUAAUAUCAACUUGGCGUAAAAACUCUAUUAGGCACCUUAUUUUAGAUGGAAUGGAAGUACCCACCUAAGCCAUCCUCCUCCCCUGAGUAAUAACGCAACACCCGUCUGUAUAUUACAUAGCCAAGCUGCAGGUAGAAAAGAAGCACAGAAUGAUUAGAAUCACAACUCCGCCGCAGUCUACUGGCUAAGCUUAAAGAUGAACAAAACACUAAGACGACUUACCUUCUCAUACAUCUUUAUGGCUGGUGUAUUUGACGCUCUUACGAAAAGGUCCACAAAGUAACCCUUGUCUCUGCAACAAAAGGAGUUUAGCUCAAUGAAACUUCUCAAAGAGACAGUUAAGUUGCCAUAUAGUUACACUGUGACUCUAGGAUGGAGCUUUCUCAUUUAAACAUAAUAAGUUACCUAAUAACUGGACGAGCACAAGCAGCAGAUUGAUAAGCAAUCACAAAAUUGACAGAUUUCAACCCUUAUGCAUUUAGAUGUGAAACCAGAUUUAAAGCUCAAAUGCUGUUGAAAGGAGGAGACAAAGGAAAAUCCAUAUGGACCUAAACUUGUUCCCGUUUACAACCAAGAAUUCAGAACAUAAUGGAAGAAAUAAGGAACAUCGUAAAUACCGGCAGAUUUUGUAAAAUUCAAAUGAGGUAACAACCAAUAGAGAAAUAUUUAAACGAGCUGUUACUUCUGUUAAUGGACCAAGUUAAAAAGAAGCAACAAACCAUCCAGAAGCUAAGUAGAAAUGUAAAUAUGAAAGCUUAGCCAUCAGGAAGGUACUUAAUUUUUAUUAGGAUGUCAGUGAUUGAAACUAAGAGCACCAAAUUACCGAAACAUUUCUUUAAACAUUAUCCAAUGACAUUUUCUUAAACUGUACAUCAUUCAUGACACACAGUAUGCCUAUCAUCAAACAGAAUAUAGUAACUGUGAAAACUCAGAUCUAAAAAAAUUCGAGAACAGGCCUAUGUUUUAAGCAAUACAUCAAAUCCAAAUCAGUUUCUCCUCCAUAGUCAUUCUUCAAGAACCACCAUCGAUUUCAGCAUGAUAACUCACUUUCAGAGUAGAAAAAUUCUAUUUAGCAUUCAAAUGGCCACGGGAAACAAUGAUGAUAAUUGCAUAAGGAUUGAUUAAGGAACAUGGUAUCGUCUUACAUCUUAUCACUAAUCUCCUCCAAUAAGUUCAUAAGUUUCUUGGCCAAUUGUUGCCUGCGAUAUUCAGGAGCCACAGUCACUGCUGUGACAUGACCAUGCCAUGAUUCGCCCUGACCUUCAACUUUCCCCAUAACUGCAAGAAGUUCAUAGUAUCACACAGCACCGCCAAUAUACUUAGAGAUAAGCAACACAAGUUGAAACUAAAAAACAGGCAGGAAAAAGAAAGGGAGAGAAAAACAACACAUCAAGAGAACUCGUAUUGACAAAAAUGGUACCAUGCCUAGGGAGCAUAAAAAGUUCCAGCAUAAUCUGUAUAGUACUCUUAUUAUUCUAAGAAAGAAAUCAUCAUUAAAUUGCCUCCCAGGGCCAUAUCAAUCCUUCAAAUUUUAUACUUUCAGUAGACCUUUUCAACUGAUCGCUCUACAGCUUUUGGAUUCCAUAUAUUUUAAGAUUGAGAUUCAUAUUAAAAUAAAAGGUGCUGGAAUCCAUUUUCGGGUUCUCAAUUUUCCUACAUCCAUAAACCCUUAUUUGGUAGAAAAACAGUACAAAAACUUUCUUUUAAACAGACCAGCAACAAGCAAUACCUAAGGUUUGUCUGAAUUCUAGAAUGAGCUCCAUUUUUCCUUGUAUUGUAACUAGUUUGUAGCCUUGUUUACAAAGCUUAGAUAUUAACAACUUCGGUUCAAAUUUUUAUCUUUUCCACGUUUGUUAAGCACUAAAUUGCAGUAGAUUUGAUAUACACUUAAAGAGCUUGAUGAGGAUACACAAAAUAACCACAUUUAUUUUCAAAUAAUAAAACCUUUACUUACUUACAGUCAUCCAUUCCGCAUCCUAAGUUCAAAAUUAGACCUAAGUAGCAUUCAUUUUAGCCCAGCUAAUAGCUUUCUCGAAAAUUACGGAGAAGUAAGAGCAAAGUUUAAAUUAAUUCAUUAGAAGAGUAAGCCGCUUUUCAAAUCAGUUACCCUAUCAUCUAAGCCCAAUAAGUUAAAAAAAACGGGAGCUUACUGUAUCCCAUGAUUCGGUUCCCAGGAGCCUCUGCCACGUGAAAAUAGUCCGGCCACCUUGCAAGGUACGUCAUGUAGAACGACAUGUUGAACUGAAUCCAAAUGCAAGUCAAAAUUAAUUCAUGAAAUUCAGACACACUGAAGCUCAAUUGUUGGAUAAAAACUUACGGUUUCAGUUAGAUGGUCAAGAUUCACGGAGGCGAAACGAAGUAAAUCGUUGCAGCAAAAUCUUCUGAUUGUAGUCAUCUCUGUUGGCUGUUUAUUCUCUUUAAUUUGCUCUCGCCGGUGUCGUCCGCCGGUGCACUGAAUAGUUAAAAUAAGGUCCGAUUAGGGAAGGAAGAGAAAUUGUUGUGAUUUAUUUACAGUUUUGAAAGGACCUCAAUUGUAAGCCGGUUUAUUUGCCCCUUUUAGGCUAUUAUAAAGAGACGACGCCGUAUGGUGUAGUACCAUAAUAAUUUAGUGAGUAAACUGGGUAUUUCUAGACUUUUCCUUACCGCGCUGCCGUCCGUCGCGAAGGACAAAGAAGGGCGGCGCCGUUGUAAAUCUAGGUUUUCCGUUGGGUAUUAGCUGUAUCCUUCGUCUUCAUUGGUGUUGAUUUUUGAGUUUAGAAGCUGAUUUCGGGAAAUCAUGGACAUACUGAAGCAAGAAUUAUUGAAGAAACGUCAAAGUUUAGCCGAAGAAACCGGAGGGAAGAAGUUCUUCAAGCGUUCCGAAAUCGAACAGAAACGUCUUCAGAAAUUACGGGAGGAAGAGAAGCGGGAAGCUGAGGCUAAAGCCCUUCGCCAGAAACAACUCAAGGAGCAGAGUGAUGGCUCUAAUUCAACCUCAAACUCCAAGUCCGAUGCUUCCAAAUCUAAAAUUGAAUCAGCUUCCUCGUCCUCCAAAACCCUAACGGAUGAGCAGAAAAUCGACGGGCUGAAUCUGCCGAAACAGGAGGUUAUCCGCCGACUCCGUUUUCUCAAACAGCCUAUAACCCUCUUCGGGGAAGAUGAUGAGGCGCGGCUCGAUCGGUUGAGGUUCGUGCUGAAAGCAGGUCUCUUUGAAGUUGAUGAUAGCGAUAUGACGGAGGGGCAGACCAACGAUUUCCUGCGUGACAUUGUGGAAUUAAAGAAGCGUCAGAAGACGGGAAUUAUGAGUGAUAGAAAAAGGAAGGCGAAGGAGGAAGCCAAUGAGGAUAAGGAAGGAAGUGGCGAUGAUGAUGAUUUGAGUGGGGAUGGAGCUUCUUCUGGGGUAGACCAUGAUAAGGAUUUGAAGAGGAUGAAAACGAAUUUCGAAGAGCUGUGCGAAGAGGAUAAGAUUCUGGUGUUUUUCAAGAAGUUGUUGAAUGAGUGGAAUCAGGAGCUUGAUGAGAUGACUGAUGUUGAGAAGAGGACUGCUAAGGGGAAAUCCAUGGUUGCCACUUUUAAGCAGUGUGCUCGGUACUUGCAUCCUUUGUUCAAGUUCUGCAGAAAGAAGGUUCUUCCUGAUGAUAUUCGACAAGCUUUGAUGUUGGUUGUUGACUGCUGUAUGAAGCGAGACUACUUAGCUGCAAUGGAUCACUACAUUAAGAUGGCUAUUGGAAAUGCACCCUGGCCUAUUGGUGUUACUAUGGUUGGUAUCCAUGAACGUUCAGCACGUGAGAAGAUUUAUACCAAUAGUGUGGCCCAUAUUAUGAAUGAUGAAACAACUCGCAAGUAUUUGCAAUCCGUUAAACGAUUAAUGACAUUCUGUCAACGGCGAUAUCCCACAAUGCCUUCCAAAGCUGUCGAGUUCAAUAGUUUGGCGAAUGGUAGUGAUCUGCAGUCUCUUCUGGCUGAGGAAAGGUCAUCAUCUCAUGGAAACCAAGCCCCAGAGGAACGGCUUCGAUUGAUGCCUGCUCCAAAGGAAUAGCCUUAGGAUCUUUUUGAACUUGCCAAUUUCCAUGUCAAUGGCAAAAUGUAACAUUGUGUUAGUACACUUCUGUUAAACAGUAUCAUUUGUUCCAUGGUUGACGUUCUUGUACUGUAACUGAGGUCUUCGGUAAAAGCAUUUCACUUUUAACAUUUGCAGAAUGUCUGCUGUGGCUUUUCUUUGAAUACUCAUUCCCUCCCAAAAUAAUGAUUUCAUAUUAACAAAAAUGAUACUCCUU